GGCUGGGUGAAUUAAUUUGUGACUGGACCAUUUCCAAUGGGGAUACUUUGUGAAAAAAAACAACAACUCUAAUUUCCUCCUGUAAUAAUGCGACAUAUUAAUGUACAUUUAAAGUAAAGGAUAUUGAAGUAAAGUUACCAGAUAUGUGUGUGUAUCGCACUUAAAAAAAAUUGAAAGACCACCCCCCCUUUGGAAAAAUGGUUGCGUCCAAGCUGAACGUGGAGGUUUGGCACUCACCCACCCGAUCUGUCUUUGCCUGAGGAGAAGUGCCCAAUCAACAGCAUGGCUUCUCCAUCACUCUGAUUUAUAAAGGUUUGGUGGUCCGACCUGAGGCAGCAGGACGACCAUGCCCCCUGUUUGACAGCCCAUAGGACUGCAUCCCAGCGGUCUGAGAUGGCUGAUUUUAGUUUUCUUGGUCCACUUUUCUUUUUUUUUUUAAAGACUGUUGGACAAGAGAAGGGGGCACGGUCAUCCUGCUGAUUAAGAAUUUCAAGGACCAAAAAGCGACUUGAUGCUUGUGAACUGCACCUCUGCAUCCACUUUGCAUCACCUCCCUCCCAGCUCAGCAACCUGGUAUUAGAGGGGUUUGGAGAUGUACACAGCCGUGAGGUCUGCUGUGGUCACAACAGCGGAUACGAUUCUGGGGAUCUAAGACUAAACAGUAGUGUGGUCACUGUGUCAGGCCUGUCCAAGACACACCAUGCUGCCAUCACCCACACUAAUGAGGUUCUCACGUGGGCUAGCUUUCUAGAGUCAGAGCCAUGAUCUGCUUGUUAAGAUGGACUGCUUUCCUUUGGACCGUAAAUUCCAUUCCUUGCACUUUUGGAAUGGCAGUGAGUGAACGAGCAGAUGGCUCAUGUCCUCCUCUGACUGUAGAGGAUCACAGGUUUUCUGAUGUUUUGGACCGUCCCCUUCAAAUCACAGGAUUUGAUCUCACUGAAAAGUUUCUCCUCCGAAAGGGAACUGUCUCAGAAGACCUGCCGUCUUAUCGUUUGGGUAGCAGUCCGCUCAUUAAACCAACAAAAUCCAUCUUUCCAAAUGGGCUUCCAAGUGAAUACUCCCUGGUCACCGUCUUGCGCGUCAGAAGAACGACAAAGAAGGACCGCUGGUAUCUUUGGCAGAUAUUCGACCAGGCAGGAGGCAGUCAGGUAUCUGUGGUGGUUGAUGGUGCCAAGAAGACGGUGGAGUUCUCCGCCCAAGGCCAGCUGAAGAACCCUUUACGCUACACAUUCAAGAGCCGUGACCUACAUGCCCUCUUUGAUCGCCAGUGGCACAAGCUGAGCAUUUCUGUGCAAAGCAACAUCGUCUCCGUUUACAUGAACUGCAAGCUAAUAGAGAGGAGGCUGACUGACGAGAGGGACGACAUUGACCCCAGUGGCCGCACUCUCAUCACGACACGAAUAGAGGAUGGACGGCCUGUAGAUGUUGAAGUGAGACAAAUGUUAAUCUACUGUGACCCUUACAUGGCUGAAAUGGAAAAUUGCUGUGAGCUCAUGGAGCCCAAGUGCGAGGCCGAGAGGACAUUUAAUGGGACUUCGCCUCCCCUGGUUACAGCCCAGCUCCCCAAGAUGCUGUCUCAGCCGCCUAAACAGUCUAUUGACAGAUGUCUCUGUCCAGCUGAAAAGGGUGAAGCUGGUCUCCCAGGUGUGAUCGGACUGCCAGGACAAAAAGGAGACCAGGGGGACUCGGGAGAGGUCGGGCUUCAAGGAAACCCAGGACGUAAGGGGGAACUUGGAUCAGAAGGGCAAAAGGGAAUCGAUGGGGAGAAGGGUGUGAAAGGUGACCCAGGGCCACUUGGUCCAGUCGGUCCCAAAGGAAGCAAAGGUGAUAUGGGUCUGCCUGGAGCUCCAGGGCUGCCUGCGGAUGAGGAAUGUUUCAAGGGUGAUCAGGGCCCUCGAGGUGAAAAAGGAGAGAAGGGACCUGCCGGGGUUCCAGGUCAGCCAGGGGAACCAGGCAAAGAGGGCAAAAGGGGACGACGAGGAAAGGCUGGGGAGCCUGGACCCAGAGGCCUGCCUGGAGAAAAGGGUGAUCCUGGAGUCUCAUUGGAAAAGGGGGAGAAAGGAGACCCUGGUCAGCCAGGCACUGAGGGGGGCAACAGGACAAAAGGAGAAAAAGGGGAUGUUGGCCUUCCCGGUCCUCCUGGUCCUCCUGGUUCUGUGAUGACAGCUCAUGGAUUGAGACUCUCUGGAACUGAUGAAAUGAAGGAGGGGACCCUAAGUGGAGAAAAGGGAGAUCAGGGGGAGAGAGGAGCUCAAGGACCGCAAGGCUUAAAGGGUAACAUGGGGCCGCCAGGUCUAAAGGGAGACGUCGGACCAGAGGGGAAGCAAGGCCUGCCUGGACUCCCAGGACUCACAGGCGAGCCAGGCUCGCCAGGGGAGCCAGGGGUGCCUGCGAGAGAUGGCCUGAAAGGAGAAAAGGGGGACUCUGGUGGAGUGAUGGGACUACAGGGACCCCCGGGUCCUAAGGGUGAGCCUGGAGAGCCUGGAGGUGGAUACAUGGGUGAUGGGUUGUCUCUUGCCAGAGGGACUCGUGGUCCCAAGGGUGAGAGGGGUGUCCCAGGAUUGCCAGGAGACCACGGUGAAAAAGGCGAGCCUGGAGAGGGUAUCGCCGGCCCGUCUGGCCCCGCGGGACCCCAUGGAAAGCCCGGAAUUGAGGGCCUACGCGGACCCCCAGGUUUCACUGGCACUCCUGGAGCACCAGGAAGAGAGGGCUCCCCUGGUAGACCAGGUCCUCCAGGUCCUGCUGGACCCCCAGGUGAACCAACUGCCCUGCCGAUUGUUGGAGACAUGGGAACUCUACUAAAGAACGCCUGCAGUUUGUGCCAGACGAGAGUCCCGGGGCUUCCUGGGCAGAAGGGAGAGAAGGGGUCCCUUGGAGAACAAGGAGUGGAAGGCUUGGUGGGAGAAAAGGGAGAUCCAGGUGUAAGAGGUCCGACAGGUAACCCUGGGAAAGAAGGCCCAAAGGGAGUGAAAGGAGAGAGAGGGUUCCCGGGCCCUACAGGAGAUAAAGGUGAUGAGGGACAUGCAGGAGCACCAGGACUUCCAGGUGUGACCGGUCGCACAGGGGCCCCGGGGAUUAUGGGUAGACCUGGACCGAUGGGACCGCUUGGAGGAAAAGGAGAAAGAGGAAAUGAAGGACCUGCAGGCAGACCAGGGCUUCCAGGGCCUCCGGGUGUUCCCUAUGUGGAGGGCAAUGGGAUGAGCAGUCUGUACAAGCUGCAGAGUGGUGGAGCUAUUUUAGGACCCCCUGGAGCUCCUGGUGCUCCGGGUCCCAAAGGAGACGACGGACCUUCAGGUGAUCCAGGGGCCAUGGGAUUACCCGGGCUUGAAGGUCUACCUGGUGCCAAGGGUGAUAUUGGUUUGCCCGGCACGCAUGGAACAGCAGGUCCUUCAGGGAAGCCCGGUGCUCGUGGAGAGUCAGGGAUCCCAGGAGAGCCGGGUGAGAGGGGGCCGCUCGGAGAGACAGGAUUCCCUGGGCCCGAGGGACCCCAAGGUGUUGCUGGGAGACCAGGGAAAGAUGGAACUCCUGGAUACAAGGGAGUUACAGGUAAAGCCGGGGACAGAGGAUCCAAAGGAGAACGUGGUGAUCCAGGAAUUCCUGGAGAGAGAGGCGUUCAAGGUGAGAGGGGUCGCGCUGGAGAUUCUGGCCCUAUUGGACCAAUUGGACCAGGAGGCCAAAAAGGCGAUGUAGGCCCUCCAGGACACCUGGGGGGUUCGACCCUUCUGGGCGAUCCAGGCUUCAUGGAAGAACUCAAAAUGAUCAUCAGAAGGGAAGUUCUGAGAGUCUUUGAAGAGAGACUGUCAGGCGCUGCCAUACCACAGAAGACACCUGCAGGCAUUUUAGCUUCACAAAUCCAGGGCCCCCCAGGACCUCCUGGCCAGACCGGGUUACCAGGUCCUCCAGGAGACUCCGGAUCUCCUGGUCCCCAAGGUUACAGGGGUCAGAAGGGAGAAAGAGGGCAGCUUGGUCUGGGCUUACCAGGAGAUCCAGGACCCAUGGGGCCAGCAGGCCCUCCUGGGAUUCCUGCACAUGGCCAUCCUGGCCCCCCAGGGGCCCGUGGAGCUCCUGGGACUUGUGACCCACGUGGCUGUCCACCCCUAUGAGGCCUGCAGAGUGAGCCAGGCUGAAUCAGAGGUAGACGUCCGGCUCCCAGCUCGGUGCUGACAGACUCACAAAUGACCUCUUCUGUUCACUUUAUAACAACAUUUGGAUGCAGUCAGGUUUUAUUUUUUAUUGUUUCAUUGUUGUGUUUGUUUUGAAUGCUAUAGAAAAUCUUCUCUUGCUGUUGUUUUAAGUUAUUGUUUUCAUAUCCCCUACUGUGAUGUAAUGCAUUCCUUGUCAUCUCUCAUUAUGUCCUUUAAGACCAUGAAAUGACUUUAUUUCAUCCGUCUCAGUCCUGUCUGAAAAAAUCAUCUUAAUUCUUUGUUUGCCUCUUUAAUAGGCGUGCUUAUUCACUUUUUCUGUUCUUAUUCAGACAAGCCAACAUGCUAGCAGAAUUUACAUCUCAUUUUCUGUGUGUGUGUGUUCGUGUGUGUCUAUGUGUGUGUGUUUCUGUUAGCUUUAGUGCGUUCAAUGGAGAGAGAUUAGCUGAAUGAAAGUGUUUGUUUUCUGUAAAGGUGGGGGAAAAAUAAUCAAUUUGUUUGAAACCAAAGUACAUCAGAAGUGUCUGAUGUUGAAAUUAUUUAUUUAAGAAUGUAUUUAAAAGUUGAAGAUGGUACUAAUGAUGAAAGUAGUAAAUGUAGCACGGGUGUUUGGUAACUAUUUUACUAAAAGGUGGAAAAGUCUGGGUUACUGUUUUAUUUGUUUCAAUUUCACCCAUCAAACAUACAUACAUUAGCUUUGUGCAUAAUAAUCAGAUUUUUUAUGAUCUGCAGUAUAACCAUUGAAAGAGUUGUCUUCCCAUGCUCUAUAAGUUGGUACAGAGCAUUGACUCUAUAUAGAACGCCUUCAUUUCUGCUCACUUUGAGAUGUGAAGCCAAAGGACCGCCUCAGUAGGCUCUGAUAUAUUGUGCUGGUGCAGCCAAAGCAUGCACAGCAGUGACCUGGAUGGUAGAUCCACAGGAGUGACAUCAAACCCCUUUCUGCUAACCAAUGCAUGUAUUUCACUUCUCAAUAAAACACCAAAAAGCCCUCAGGUGGGUGCAGUCCA
Notolabrus celidotus (New Zealand spotty) is the source of this 5149-nucleotide messenger RNA. RefSeq names its product collagen alpha-1(XIX) chain. The transcript has 59 exons. The record is from RefSeq and is a predicted model, not a curated record. Lineage: Eukaryota; Metazoa; Chordata; Actinopteri; Labriformes; Labridae. Bases 762 to 4103 code for a protein of 1113 amino acids.